AUGGACUUCGCAACCUACGUCUUAGUUGCCUACAGCACUGCAGGUGGGCAGUCGGCGGGCAACUUGGCCGCGGGGUACUGGGUGGAGAGCUUGAGUCCCCUGCAGGCCAGUGAGGAGGAGUCCCAGUUCUACGAUGCGGCUGCCUUCUUCCUGGAGAACUUCCCGCACAAGACCUUCGUCUUCGCCAACUGCGAGGGCGACUGGGAGCUUCGUGGAGGCCUCGGCAUGGGACCCCGUUUCGACAGCGGCGCGGCCGGGCGCAUGGCGCGGUGGCUGGCGGCCAGACAGGCUGGCAUCACGCGCGCGCGGUGGCAGCACCGGCGGCCCGGGGCUGUAGGCAAUGUCUUCCAUGCAGCGGAAGUCAACCUGGUGGCUGAGUCCCUCUCGGGUGGCUCGUCCAACGUGGUCAACGAGGUCUUGCCACAAGUGCAAGUGGACAUGGUGUCCUACAGCAGCUACGACACCCAGCAUGACCUGAACGACUUUGCGGCUGCCUUGAGGUACAUCGCCGGGCGCCACAACCGCACACCCGCCUCGCCUUCAGGGUUCAAGGCGCUUUUGGUCGGAGAGUUCGGGCUGCCUCAGACGCGGGUACCCCUACAAGACGUCAGCUACGUCCUAGGCAACGUCAUCAACGCGGCGCUUUCCCUGGGGGUGGCAUACGUGCUUUUCUGGGAGACGUAUUGCAACGAGUGCCACGCCUCGGCCCCUGGCUGUGACGUGGCGGGGCGUUGCCGCCAGGCGGAGAUGCCUGUGGACAACACCUCUGAGCUGAAUGGCUUCUGGCUCUUCCGCCCUGAUGGAUCCGAGUCGUGGCCCGCAGAAUACCUGCGCGCCAAGCUCAACAACGCGCCCCGGGAGCAGGAGCAUCACAGGAUGUCUCAGACUGAUCCAGAGGAGGAUGGAGACGCAAACUUCGAGACCCGUGAAAAUGCACUGAGAUCUGUUCGCCAGGAUGGCAUGCAGCUGGAAUGGGCCCCCGGUACUUUUGCCAACGACCGCGGGGUCGUCUGGGCGGCUUUUCUCGACGACAGCGUAGCUAUAAGAUUCGCCUCCGCAGCUGUCAGAAACGACCGCGAGUUCAUGAUGCGCGUGGUUUCCCGGGAUGGUUUGGCCUUGGAAUGGGCAAGCGAGGCGCUGAGGAGAGACCGUGAGGUGGUCUUGAAAGCUGUGGAAGACAAUGGCUUGGCCUUGGAGUGGGCAGGUGGGGAGCUUGCGUGUGACCGCGAGGUCGUCUUGAAGGCUGUUGCGCAGAAUGGCUUGGCCUUGGAGUGGGUAGGUGGCGAGUUCACGUCUGACCAUGAGGUCGUCCUGAAAGCUGUUGCCAGCAACGGCUUGGCCUUGCAACACGCGGCAGAAACAGAAAGAGACGACCAAGAGGUGGCUUUAAUGGCAGUCUCUAAGCAAGGCCAAGCUCUGGAAUUUGUCGGCGAGACUCUAAAGAAUGCCCGAGGGGUGGUUUUGACAGCAGUUUCCAACGAUGGGUAUGCGCUCAAGUUCGCGGGCGCGGCUCUCAAGAACGACCGGGGCGUAGUCAUGGUGGCAGUUUCCAAGGCAGGCGAGGUGCUGGAGUUCGCCGGUGAGGCUGCGCAGAACGACCGUGGGGUAGUCUUGGUGGCAGUCAGGGGCAAUGGCCUGGCCCUGCAGUGGGCCAGCCGAACCGUAAAGAAAGAUAUGGCGGUAGUCCUGACUGCAGUGGCGCAGGGUGGACCAGCCGCCUUAGGGUUUGCACCGGAAGCCCUGAGGAACGACCGCGACUUGAUCCAGCUCGCUGUUGCACGUGCUUUGCAGAAUCGGGACUCGGUACUCCCCGCCUUGCACCUUGCCGGCAAAAAGGUCAGGGACGACCGGGACUUGCUGAUGUUUGCCGUUUCUCACGACGGCAGGUCUUUGCAAUGUGCUGGCGAGACUGUCAGGAAGGAUCGUCAGGUGGUCUGCAAGGCGAUUUCCAACGACGGUCUAGCUCUGCAAUGGGCCAGCGAGGAGUUGAAGAACGAUCGAGAUGUGGUUUUGAAGGCCAUUUCUCAGAAUGGUUUGGCGCUUCGAUGGGCCGGCCCUGGGCUGCAGAGCGAUCGCGAUGUGGUCUCAGAGGCGGUCUCCUACGCGGAAUGCAAUUUUCGGCCCGAAUCUGCUCUGCAGUGGGCCAGCCAAGAGCUGAGAAACGACCGUGAUAUGGUCUUGCAGGCCGUCGCUCGGAAUGGCCGGGCUCUGGAAUGGGCCAGUGAGGGGUUGAAAAGUGACCGUCGUGUGGUGGCGGCGGCAGUUUCGAAGAGGCCCGAUGCACUUCAGUGGGCCAGCGACUCGCUCUUGCAAGAUGAGACUUUCGCAGCUGAGGCGAAGAAGCGGAGUUUUCUCAUUCGCAUCACCAGCCUUUCGGGCUCCUCUUGUGUUGUGGCAUUGGACGACGAUUGGAUUUACUCGCACCGGUGGCGUCGCUGCGUUGUUGAGAUGUGCCUGGCUCGCCUUGGCAUGGAUCAACAUCUCGCGCAAGGCGCAGGGCUUUUCACUUUGAUGCGUGGUUGCUUUGAUGUGGUGUUCCCUGAGUUUGUUCUGGUUAUUCAUAUGGAGUGGGCGGGUGGAGCGGUUUCAGCGCCUUGGGCUACGAGGCGGAGCUGGGCAAAAGGUCGCAAUCUGGUGGGCACCAACACCAAAGACCCCCGCCACAUUCUGCAAGUUGACGUGUAG
Molecule: messenger RNA, 2685 nt
Organism: Symbiodinium natans
Lineage: Eukaryota; Dinophyceae; Suessiales; Symbiodiniaceae
Source: the annotation of a GenBank genome assembly